Molecule: messenger RNA, 1276 nt
Organism: Elephantulus edwardii (Cape elephant shrew)
Lineage: Eukaryota; Metazoa; Chordata; Mammalia; Macroscelidea; Macroscelididae
Gene: SNX5
Product: sorting nexin 5
Exons: 13
Coding region: 62-1276 (404 amino acids)
Biological process (GO): intracellular protein transport; pinocytosis
Cellular component (GO): endosome
Molecular function (GO): dynactin binding; phosphatidylinositol binding
Source: RefSeq, a predicted model, not a curated record
GCGGCCCAUCAUCUUCUUUCCCCGCACAGCCAGGCGGCCCCCGCUCGAGACCUGCGUCGCCAUGGCCGCGGUUCCCGAGUUGAUGCAGCAGGAUGAGGAGGACCACAGCAAGCUAAGAUCUGUGUCUGUGGACCUGAAUGUUGAUCCUUCACUUCAGAUUGACAUACCUGAUGCACUCAGUGAGAGAGAUAAGGUCAAGUUUACAGUACACACAAAGACCACUCUAUCUACAUUUCAAAACCCAGAGUUUUCUGUUACCAGGCAACAUGAAGACUUUGUGUGGCUACAUGACACUCUUAUUGAAACAACAGAUUAUGCUGGACUUAUUAUCCCACCUGCUCCUACAAAACCUGACUUUGAUGGUCCUCGAGAGAAGAUGCAGAAAUUGGGAGAGGGUGAAGGAUCAAUGACCAAAGAAGAAUUCGCCAAAAUGAAACAAGAACUAGAAGCUGAAUAUCUUGCUGUCUUUAAGAAGACUGUAUCCUCCCAUGAAGUCUUUCUUCAGCGACUUUCUUCUCACCCUGUUCUCAGUAAAGAUCGAAACUUUCAUGUUUUCCUGGAAUAUGAUCAGGAUCUAAGUGUUAGGCGGAAAAAUACCAAGGAAGUGUUUGGUGGUUUUUUCAAGAAUGUGGUGAAAAGUGCUGAUGAAGUCCUUUUUUCUGGAGUUAAGGAGGUGGAUAAUUUUUUUGAGCAGGAGAAGAAUUUUCUCAUUAACUACUAUAAUAAGAUCAAAGAUUCAUGCGCAAAAGCUGACAGAAUGACCAGAUCUCAUAAAAAUGUUGCAGAUGACUAUAUUCAUACUUCAGCCUCCCUACAUAGCCUGGCUUUAGAAGAGCCCACAGUCAUCAAAAAGUACCUUUUGAAGGUUGCUGAGCUGUUUGAGAAACUUAGAAAAAUAGAAAACCGAGUCUCAUCAGAUGAAGAUUUAAAGCUGACUGAACUUCUCCGAUACUACAUGCUCAACAUAGAGGCUGCAAAGGAUCUCUUAUAUAGACGUACCAAAGCCCUCAUAGACUAUGAGAACUCAAACAAAGCUUUGGAUAAGGCCCGGUUAAAAAGCAAAGAUGUCAGGUUGGCAGAGGCACAUCAGCAGGAAUGCUGCCAGAAAUUUGAACAGCUUUCUGAAUCUGCAAAAGAAGAAUUGAUCAGUUUCAAACGGAAACGAGUGGCUGCAUUUCGGAAGAAUCUAAUAGAAAUGUCUGAACUAGAAAUAAAGCAUGCCAAGAACAAUGUUUCUCUCUUACAAAGCUGUAUUGACCUGUUCAAGAACAACUGA